UGACAGUAUGUAUUUCAGGCUCCAUACUGUCGCUUAAACUUCACAUUGUUUCAGACUAUGGAACAAAACUCUUCUCCCGGCUGAGGGACUGACCACCUCAAAACUUCGUCUUCAAGGGUGAUGGACUAAUUACAUUGUCUUCACAUCUUGACUGCUCCUGCCAAUUUUUUUUGUUUGUACUCAAUUGAAGAUUAUUUUUUUUUUAUAAUCAAAAAGAAGCGCUGAACCACAAGGGCUACUCGACUGAAGAAACCUAAUGUGUAGGCGAAACGUUUCGGAAUAUAGAUGCCUAACUGUUGCAUAUGUUUGGGACAAAAUGUCUCCUAAUUAUGUCAAGUGUUGCAUUUGUAUUUUUAUUCCACAGAAUACAUGUACACACUCAGAAGAGCCUGGUUGUGGUGGCAUGGGCAAGGGGGUGGCUGGAGUGGGCAACAAAUGUGGUACUGCCUGCUCGUGUCCUGGGUUGUCAUCACUACUCAUGUUAUCCUCUUCACACCAAGCCACACUCAACGUUCAUCAUUAAAUCAAGCCUGUUAUGACUAUAGUAACGAAAGCAAGACCUAUCAUCUUCCCAACACAUGCUGUCGACUCCACAUCUACACCAAAGAAGAUGUUCUUGCCUGUGUUCAUACAGCAACAGAUAAUUGGACUCUCCCGAAAUGGGAAAAUGGCGCAGCGUGCAUGAAUUAACUGAAAACUUACGCAUAGGCAAAUUACAUGAAGACAUUGAGGUGUACCACAUGGAUGUACCUUUACGAAUUGUAUUUCACUGGGAUCCACUACUGUUACACCUGCCAAAACUCAUGCACCAAUGGACAGACAAUGAACAGCAGAAGCCAACUUUGCUGAUUUUAGGUGAGCACAGUACUUUACUCAUGAAAAACAGCACUGGAAGUAAAAUAUUAACUAAUAAUAGUAAUAAUCUUUAUUUCUACAAGUACAUAUACAAGGUAUACAGGUUUCCUUUUCCUCUAAAGGAAUCACACAUCUUCAAAAAAUACCAAGGGGCCUACUCCAACAACAACAUCGACCUGUAUAACAACUUUAUCUCAUCGAGUCUUAUAGGCUCCAGUGUUGCCGUUUGGGAUAGUAACAUACCUUUCUCACAAGCCUAUCAUGCCCACUGUUUAACAAAAUACAGAAAAUCAUUUGAUAUGUUAUGGGAUUGUGAUAAUCCUCUGCACACAGGAUUUGUCAUGGUAGAGAAAUAUGCCAAUAUGUUUCUUAAUGAUAUCUGCAAUUUCUAUAUUGACUUAGAUUCCACCUAUUGUUGA
Cherax quadricarinatus is the source of this 1274-nucleotide messenger RNA. The record is from RefSeq and is a predicted model, not a curated record. Lineage: Eukaryota; Metazoa; Arthropoda; Malacostraca; Decapoda; Parastacidae.